Eucalyptus grandis is the source of this 3006-nucleotide messenger RNA. Its product is annotated as serine/threonine protein phosphatase 2A 57 kDa regulatory subunit B' theta isoform. NCBI's taxonomy places the organism in Eukaryota, Viridiplantae, Streptophyta, Magnoliopsida, Myrtales, Myrtaceae. The transcript is spliced from 3 exons. Gene Ontology annotation, molecular function: protein phosphatase regulator activity. The coding region runs from base 973 to 2547 and encodes 524 amino acids. The record is from RefSeq and is a predicted model, not a curated record. Gene Ontology annotation, cellular component: protein phosphatase type 2A complex. Gene Ontology annotation, biological process: signal transduction.
AGCAUCAGUAAUCUUACUGAUACCUUGCCACACGGUCGCGAUCACGUCUCGUAAUUACAUGCUCGAAAGGUGCAAAAUCACGGGGCGAGGCAUAUCAUAACAUCGAAUUUCAAUUAAGAGCAAAUUGUAUGUCGACGCACACGCACGCGCACGCGCUCUCGCUCUCGCUCUCUCGUCGGGCUCCCAGAAGUUGCCACUCCCUCUUUUUUGACCCCCUCUCUGCGGGAUUUCAUCGUGUUGUCGUUUAUUAAAGAGGGCUGUCACUGUAUCGGUCGCUCGGUUCGCUCUAUUGCUCUCGCUCGGGGGUGUUCGACUUUCAAAAGCGAGACGCGAAACAUCUCCGUCCCUUCCUCCUCGUCCUGCUCCUGCUGCUGCUGCCGCCUCUUCUCUCCGAAGGCAGUGACGGUGAUACAGCCCCCAUCGCGCCAGAUCUCGCCGCCGCUCGGUUCCGUGGCUGAUCGGGGGGCGAUUCGGAGGCCAAUUGCUCCGCCCGAGGUCUUCCGCUCGAAGAUAUCGGGUGCUGUUUCGGGGUUAAUCGUCCGGUCCGUCGCUCGCGUGGAUUUUGGGGGCUGCUGCUACUGCUGCUGCGGGCGUUUGACGUGAUUUAGGUUUGGCGCUCCUUGCGGUUCGGGUCGCGGAGAGGCUGUCGAGGGGGUCGUCUCCUCAGUGAUUUCGAAGGGUUCUCCGCCGCUCCCGACGUUAUGAUGCAGCAGAAUGUAAGGUCUCUUUGACGCGGACUCCGAUUGAUGCCUUGCUUCUGUGGUUUGAUUGUCAAUCUUUACCCUGCAUAAGUGAGUCUCUGCUUGUGGGAGAUCAAAAUCCGUACGAUAAGGUUUGCUCGUCGUUUGGUUUGACAGGAUUCUUGCGUCUGGAGUUGUUCUUGAUAGAUAAGUCGAGGUUCGAGCUUCUUACUAGAGCGGCUUAGGUUCUGGACAGAGAUAUCUUGGUUUCCCUGUGUUUUGCAUUCGAGAGAUGAUCAAGCAGAUACUGGGUAGACUUCCACGGAAGCCGUCCAAGUCCGAAAACCGUGACCAUGGAGGCUCGGUUGUGUCGUCUAUGAAGUCUGGCGGGGGUUCGAGGACUGCCGAUCUUGCGAGUCAUAGACUGGAUAACUCGGGCAAUGCGUCUCUUCCAGGUCCUGCUUCGGCUUCGAAUUUGGGAAAUGGUCAUGGACGUAAGCCUGCCCAAGCUGUGAAUUCAAAGUACGAUAAUGUGACGCCUGCUUCUUAUGAAGCGUUGCCUGGUUUUAGAGACGUGGGGAACUCUGAGAAGCAGAAUUUGUUUAUUAGAAAGCUGAACAUGUGUUGUGUUUUGUUUGACUUCACUGAUCCCACGAAGAAUUUAAAAGAGAAGGAGAUUAAACGGCAAACGCUUCUUGAGCUUGUGGAUUAUGUCACUUCUGCAAAUGGAAAGUUCAGUGAAACUGUAAUGCAAGAGAUUACGAAAAUGGUAUCAGUGAAUUUGUUUAGGCCGUUCACCCCUCAGCCUCGGGAGAACAAGGUAUUUGAAUCUUUUGACUUGGAAGAGGAAGAGCCUUUGAUGGACCCUACAUGGCCUCAUUUGCAAAUUGUCUAUGAAUUUUUUCUGAGGUUUGUCGCAUCACCUGAAACAGAUGCAAAGUUGGCUAAGAGAUAUAUUGAUCACUCGUUUGUGCUGAAGCUGCUAGAUCUAUUUGAUUCUGAGGAUCCUAGAGAAAGAGAAUAUUUGAAAACGAUUCUGCAUCGAAUAUAUGGGAAGUUUAUGGUACAUCGGCCAUUCAUCAGAAAAGGUAUCAACAACAUCUUCUUUCGUUUCAUCUUUGAAACGGAGAAGCACAAUGGGAUUGCUGAACUUUUAGAAGUUUUGGGCAGCAUAAUCAAUGGGUUUGCUCUCCCAUUGAAAGAAGAACACAAACUAUUCCUUGUCAGGGCUCUUAUUCCUUUGCACAAACCUAAAUGCUUGCCAAUGUACCAUCAGCAAUUGUCUUAUUGCGUCACACAGUUUGUGGAGAAAGACUGCAAACUUGCGGACACUGUAAUAAGGGGUCUUCUUAAGUAUUGGCCUGUGACAAAUAGCUCUAAGGAGGUCAUGUUUUUAAGUGAGCUGGAAGAAAUAUUGGAAGCAACUCAGGCACCUGAAUUCCAGAGAUGUAUGGUGCCCCUUUUCAGGCAAAUUGCUCGAUGCUUGAGCAGUUCACACUUUCAGGUGGCAGAACGGGCUUUGUACUUGUGGAACAAUGAUCAUAUUGAGAACUUAAUAAGACAAAAUCAAAGGGUCAUACUGCCAAUAGUGUUCCCUGCUCUGGAGAGAAAUUGUCGCAAUCACUGGAACCAGGUUGUCCAGAGCUUGACACUUAAUGUUCGGAAAAUAUUCUCCGAUGUUGAUCCAGAGUUAUUUGAGGAGUGCUUGCAGAAGUUCCAGGAUGAUGAAGAAAAAGCUGAGGAUAUGAAGAAGAAACAUGAAGCGACAUGGAAACAGUUGGAAGACAUUGCUGCAACAAAAGCUGCGACUAACGAAGCAGUACUUGUGCCUUAUGUUCUACCCAGCCAAUUUUCAUCGAGCCAGUAAAAUGAAAUGGGUACAUGGUCAAAAGUUCCAAUUUCUUUUGGAUCUGCGGCCACCAUAACAUGGUCAAUGUGCUUGGAGACUGCUGUCGGGGUUUAUGCAAUUGUCUUUUGGGCCUUCAGUAGAAGGCAUGCCCUGAUGGUCAAGAACGUCGGAGAGAUGAAAUCUGUGAGCCACGCUUCAGAACUAAUUCAGAAGAGUCAGUCACCAUUCAGGAUGGAUAAUUGAGAGGUAGUUGCCAAGAGAUUGUGAAGUGGGUGAAGUCGGGAAUGUCUGAUGAAAUUUGUCAUAUAUGAGAAACUGCUAUUUAACUUCUCCAUUAUGGAAGUCGAUGUAUGAUAGUAUUCUUUUUUUUUAUCCUCCUAGAAUUAAAUUCUCUGUUGGCAUGACUGCUGGUUGUAUAGAUUCUGAUAAUCCGAAGAGUUUUUGAUACGAGAUGUGAUGGGUAGUUUCUCAAAAUGA